Oncorhynchus masou masou (cherry salmon) is the source of this 1671-nucleotide messenger RNA. It is a transcript of the gene iftap, whose product is annotated as intraflagellar transport associated protein. Bases 955 to 1572 code for a protein of 205 amino acids. Lineage: Eukaryota; Metazoa; Chordata; Actinopteri; Salmoniformes; Salmonidae. The transcript is spliced from 6 exons. Gene Ontology annotation, molecular function: intraciliary transport particle A binding. The record is from RefSeq and is a predicted model, not a curated record. Gene Ontology annotation, cellular component: cytosol; 9+0 non-motile cilium. Gene Ontology annotation, biological process: spermatogenesis; acrosome reaction.
AGGUAGCUUACAGUUGUUACUGCUACAGUUUGAAGGCAGUCUGUUUGCAAUUAAUGGAAAUGCCAGCCCUUUAUAUAGUUGCAAAUGUAGUGCACCAAUACUUCCAGCCCCUCUCUUCAGCUCAUCCUCCCUGUUCCAUCGCAUUCCUCUCCUGUGGACUCCUCACAGUGACAGUGUAAAAGCUGGCUUUGUUACUCUGAGUACAGCCACGUUAUUGUUGUCAGAUUGCUUUUACAUCUAAGGGAAGGUGGCCAUUAGGUCCCUGUCUCUCUCCCUGUGUGUGUGUGUGUCAUUACAGCUGUGGAACAUUCAGAGGGCCUCAUUGUAUGUAUCCCAUUUUUUAGCUGGAGAGCCAUCAUUAUCCCCUCUGUGAACAGUUUGGCAUUUUCCACACUACAGCUAAGUGGCAUGUGUGUAGUGCCAUGUGCAGUCAGUGGGACUGUGAUUCAUGUCCUCACACGGUACACUGAACCUGAUGCAUGACUUACAUUAUACUGUGUUAAAGAAGAGAAAGGGAAUAGAAUAGCACAGCUUUAUUUCCUUUUAAUUUCUAGUUCUACUCAAGCUUGAAUUCCUUUUCCAUUAUGCCUAACCACUUCUUGUGUAGUCUACGGGAGGAGAGAGAGGAACACACAUACACACACACACAAACACACAGUGAGCUGGAAGCAGCUGUCUGACAACCAUUAGCAUAAUGUUUUUGUGUUUUUGGAGGGGCUGUGAGAAGGCUCAGGGAGCGUACAAAACAAAUGCUGCAACCACAAUUGCCUGGAAGAACGUUAGAACUCAAAAACAAACAAGCAGCAGAGCACCUGUGUCUCUUUGAGUUGUUGCUUAGAGGGGGGUACCUCCAGCACCAGAAACAGGAACUAAAGCUCCAUUCCUAACAGCUGAAUAGGUGAGCUGUACCAAGGGGUUGCCAGUGUACCAGGCCGGCCAGUUUUGGGUGGCAGGAUGCCUGGGGUGGAGAGUGGCUCAGGUGGUCUGGCUGAUGAUGAGGUGGUCCUGGAGACCCUGAAGUGUUUCUGCAGCUCAUCAGAACAGACCUACGACCAGUUCCUGUCCUCCUUCACACACCUGACUCCAGGGAGUGCUGGGAGUGGACACACGACUCGGCCCUCCAGACCCAGUCAUCUCUCUAGGGAGAUGGAGAGAUCAGGGGAGUUGAGGAGGAAUGGAGAAGAGGAUGCAGCAGAAGAGAGGAGAGGACAGCAGAGUGUCUGUGUCCCGCCUGCUGAUCAGGAGGAGCUGGAUAACUACCUGGAUGUUGGGGACUUCAGUGAGGAGGAAGGAGAUGUAACUGCUGACCCAGAUGGUGGGGUUCGGGUUCUACCAGGGGAGGUGGAGGAGGAACUCUCUGCCUACCUGCCCUCCUUCUGUCACCUGACCCAGCUGGACCUGACCUCCACAGGCAGGAGGACGGGGACACGAGGACAGCAGCAGGACACGCCACCACAGGGACAGAGUGACAGUGAAGAGGUUUUGCCUUUCAACCUGGAUGAGAACUUUGACUACGACAAUGUUGUGCUGUCUAGCAAACAUCUCCUACCACAGUCCAACACUGGUGUAUGACCUCUGCAGGGACCACUGUCUGGGAGAGCCUUGUGUCAUACCACAUCAAAUUACCCAACUUACCAUUUAACUGGAAUAAUAAACCACUCCUGAAAACAG